Messenger RNA from Hibiscus syriacus, 1995 nucleotides. RefSeq names its product proline-rich receptor-like protein kinase PERK12. The record is from RefSeq and is a predicted model, not a curated record. The transcript is spliced from 7 exons. Bases 1 to 1995 code for a protein of 664 amino acids. Lineage: Eukaryota; Viridiplantae; Streptophyta; Magnoliopsida; Malvales; Malvaceae. Gene Ontology annotation, molecular function: ATP binding; protein kinase activity. Gene Ontology annotation, biological process: protein phosphorylation.
AUGAUACGUCAAGCCCUUCUCCUCCGAAGUCAUAUGACUCAAAAUUCGUAUCGAAAGACGGUAAUUUGUUACCACUGUCUCCGUCGAAUUCGAAUUCAGAUUCGAAUUCGAAUUUCACUUUCCAUCUAUGAUUCUUCAAAUAGAAAUUCAUCUCCGUCUCCAGAUCAAUCACCACCGUCAUCAUCACCAUCACCAUCACCAUUAAAAAAGAGUUUACCUCCGACAGAGUCACCAUCAGAACCACCACCUUCUCCUCCUAAGCAACGAUCACCACCACCACCAAACCCUUCCAAGAAGGAACUACCACUGUCACCAUCACUACCACCUCCUCAGGAGGAAUCACCGACGGCGUCACAACCUCCUCCUCCUAAGCAACAAUCACCACCACCACCUUCCAGCAGCCCUUCUCCUCCCCCGCCCUCUCCUCCAUCUUUGACACCUACUCCGCCGCCUCCGACAUCUUCCGGAACCCAAAAUUCACUGGCAAUUUCACCUUCGCCAAAAAAUACAUCCACUAAAUCAUCACCGGCAUCUUCUCCUCUGACGCUAGCGCCGAGCAUGCAACAGAGCUCCUCUAAUGGAAGUCGUGCAUCUUCCCCUUCAGGAAGAGGCUCUAUGAAUGAAACACAAGCCAAUACAACGGUGACACGCUCCGUGUAUGGAGUUAUGAUUGAUGUAGCGGUGGCUGGGGCGUUAUUCGCCGCCAUCUUCAUUGCCUUGUUUUUCUUCCUAAAGAGGAGAAGAAAGAGGAAACAAGCUCUUCCAGGGAAUUACACGCCACCACCCGGUAAUAUUGAAGUGAACUCAGAUUGGCCUGGCAAAGGAUCACCUAGGGUGUACUAUAAUCCGGAGUUGGGCAUUAGAGCCGGUUCGAAGACACAUUUCGGGUACGAAGAGUUGAUGGAGAUGACCGACGGGUUUGCUCACAAUAACAUCAUCGGAGAAGGCGGGUUCGGGUGGGUUUACAAGGGUCAAUUGCCUGACGGCAACCACGUGGCUGUCAAGCGACUAAAAGUCGACAGUGGCCAAGGCGAUCGAGAGUUCAAGGCCGAAGUCGAGAUCAUAAGCCGCAUUCAUCAUAGGCAUUUGGUGUCUUUGGUAGGGUAUUGCAUUGCCGAGAAUCAAAGGCUGCUCAUCUAUGACUUCGUUGGGAACAAGACUCUCGAACAUCAUUUGCAUGGUAAGAUAAUGGUUUAUUUCGCCAAAAGAGUCAAGAUUGCUAUAGGAGCUGCCAAGGGUUUGGCAUAUUUACAUGAAGAUUGUCAACCAAGAAUUAUCCACAGGGACAUUAAGUCAGCCAACAUUCUAUUGGAAUAUGAUUUUGAAGCACGUGUGGCAGAUUUUGGACUUGCUAGACUUAACGAUACUAGUCAAACCCAUGUUUCAACUCGAGUUAUGGGAACAUUCGGGUAUUUGGCACCAGAAUACGCAUUGAGUGGGAAGUUGACUGAUAGAUCCGAUGUCUUCUCCUUUGGGGUUGUGCUUUUAGAACUUAUAACCGGCCUUAAACCCGUUGAUCCGACUCGACCUUUGGGAGAUGAAAGUCUGGUCGAAUGGGCGCGGCCUCGACUCAUCCAAGCCCUUGAAAAUGACGAUUAUAGUGAAUUAAUUGAUCCGCGGCUGGAGAAGCGUUACGUAGAGGAUGAAGUGUUAAUAAUGAUCGAGGCAGCCGCCGCUUGUGUGCGGCAUUCUGCCGCAAAGCGACCUCGAAUGGCGCUGGUGGUAAGAGCAUUGGAUUUCGAGGGGGCGGAUUUGUCGAACGGGGUGAAAGUGGGUCAAAGCACAACUUAUGAUUCCAGCAAAUACAGUGACGAGAUUUCAAUAUUCAGGCGGAUGGCAUUCGGCAGUGACACCGGCUCCGUAUUCGACAAUUUUAGUGAAGAUUUCAGUUCAAGGGAAAUGUCGUACGGGCAUGCCUCAUGGAAACCUGAGUACAGCUCGGGUGAGUUCACGGGCGGCGAGUCGGGGAACUACGGCGGCGGUCGCUUCAAAUGA